This is a messenger RNA of Podospora pseudopauciseta, 1202 nucleotides long. RefSeq lists its product as uncharacterized. The transcript is spliced from 2 exons. Bases 205 to 1095 code for a protein of 296 amino acids. Lineage: Eukaryota; Fungi; Ascomycota; Sordariomycetes; Sordariales; Podosporaceae. The record is from RefSeq and is a predicted model, not a curated record.
CUCGGCAUCCUCUUGCCCGGGCUUGUUCCCGUGCGGAGAUGGCUGUCACUUCCCCCCCCCCCAGCUUCGGGUUAACAUGUAUUCCUAUAUAUAUCAAGAGAAAUAUAGCCAUUCAAUGUCCAUCUUCUACAUAUCACAAAUCCAACCAUUUCUUCUCUGGCUCUCAUUGACCCAUUGACACUUGCAUCAUCAACUUCUGCCACCAUGACCUCCGUGAUCAAGAUGCGCAUGGCUGAGCGCGCCGCCCAGCUCUCCCGCCAGCUCAACUACCCCAAAGGUCUCCUCCACAACCAAGUCGCCAUCAUCACCGGUUCAGGGCAGGGUAUCGGGGCUGAGUGUGCACGUCUCUUCGCCAACGAGGGCGCCAAAGUCGUCGUCUCUGACAUUGACGGCGCCAAAGCCGAAGAGGUAGCCUCCAAGAUCCGGUCCGGUGGCGGCCAGGCCAUCGCUGUGGCAGGGGACCUGCUCAAGGACGAGUACAUCAAACAAUUGGUGGCCAAAGCAGCCGAGUUUGGAGGUGGAAAGAUCCACAUCAUUGUGAAUAAUGCUGGUUUUACCUGGGAUGCGGUUCUUCACAAGAUGACCGACAAACAAUGGGACACCAUCGUCGCCCUACACGGCACUGUCCCCUUCAAAAUCAUCCGUGAGGCAGCCCCUUACUUCCGUGUGAAGGACGGCGAGCCAAGAAACAUCAUCAACAUCAGUUCCACCUCUGGUGUCCACGGGAACGCCGGUCAGAUCAACUAUGCGCUCGCCAAGGCAGGUGUCAUCGGCAUGACUAAGACUAUCGCAAAGGAAUGGGGCCCUGCGUUCGGCGUGAGAGCGAACACGAUUGCCUUUGGGCAUAUCGAGACGAGACUGACGGCCAAUAAGGAGGCCGGUGCGUUUGUUGAGGUUGAUGGGCAGAAGGUUGCCUUGGGUAUCCCGGAGAAGCAGAAGCAAGCUCCUCCAGGCAUCGUUCCAUACCAGGACAUCCCACUCAGGAGACCCGGCACUGCGACCGAGGCUGCGAGUGCUGUGUUGGCCAUCGCUUCCCCCCUGAGCUCGUAUAUUUCCGGACAAACAAUCAGUGUAACGGGUGGUAGGAACAUGUAGAUAAGUGCUGCCGUGACUAGAAAAUCGAAAAAUCUUUUGCGUAUAACUCCUGACAUUCAUCAUCUCUGCCAUUUCAUUUUCGCUUUCCAAACAGUGUAAAUAUCAGC